AUGACAGUCGCAGAGUUGCGACAAUAUGACGGUACCCAACCCGAUGGUAGGGUUCUCGUUGCGGUUAAUGGUUGGAUUUUCGACGUAACUCGAGGACGUCGAUUCUAUGGUCCCGGUGGCCCAUAUGCGGCAUUUGGUGGGAAGGAUGCAUCAAGAGGUCUGGCAACAUUCUCUGUAACAUCCUCAGACAAGGAAUAUGAUGACUUGAGCGAUCUAAAUUCUAUGGAGAUGGAUUCGGUCAAAGAAUGGGAGGCACAGUUUAGAGAAAAAUACGAUCUCGUCGGCAGACUUCUCAAGCCCGGAGAAGAAGCCACGAGCUACUCGGACGAAGAACUCGAAGAGACCGACAACUCGACCGCCAGCCCCGAAGAGAAGAAAGAGAAA
Messenger RNA from Iphiclides podalirius (scarce swallowtail), 384 nucleotides. The record is from the annotation of a GenBank genome assembly. Lineage: Eukaryota; Metazoa; Arthropoda; Insecta; Lepidoptera; Papilionidae.